This is a messenger RNA of Symbiodinium necroappetens, 2460 nucleotides long. The record is from the annotation of a GenBank genome assembly. Lineage: Eukaryota; Dinophyceae; Suessiales; Symbiodiniaceae.
AUGUUGGCAAUCACUCUGCUCUGGACAGCGAAUGUUCUGGCCGAUGGCCACAACAAUCCUCACAAGGGGCAGUUUUACUUAUCACCUGGCGCUAUUGCUUAUACAGGACCGGACUCCUCCAAUAUCGGUUAUGAAGAUACCGAAGUGGGUGGUGCGCUGAUUCUGGGUUACGGGCUUUCGGACAACUGGUCUGUAGAAGUCAUGGCCGGCAGGGUUGAAGAUGCUGGAUUUGAUAACCGUUACGGAUCAGGGGAAGACGAGGUCAAUCUGCGUUGGUUGGACUUCGUUUAUAAUUUGCCGGCAAAAAAUGCCUGGCAGCCCUUCAUGCUGGUUGGCGGUGGCCGAACUGAGUACGACAUGGACGGAGUUCGUCCGGAUGCGCGUGAUAACCAGUUGAAUGUCGGCGUUGGUGUUUACCGCCAGUUAAGCGAUCACAUCUCGCUGCGUGCAGAUGUGCGCGGUGUCAGCAGCUCUAAAGUAGGUGGUCUUGAGCCGUUUGCAUUUCUGGGUCUGACCGGAUUUAUCGGUUCCCCCGCCGCACCUGCUGCGCCUGCUGACUCAGAUGGCGAUGGCGUACCAAACGAUAUGGACAACUGUCCUACCACACCUGCUGGUCGUGUGGUUGACGCUCAAGGCUGUGAGCUGGAUGCGGACAACGACGGUGUUGUCGAUGGCGCGGAUCAGUGUCCUGAUACACCAGCUGGUGUUUCCGUUGAUCAGAACGGUUGUCCUCUAGACGCCGACGGUGACGGUGUACCGGAUUUCCGUGACGACUGUCCUGAUUCUGAAGCGGGUGCCAAAGUUAAUGACCGUGGUUGUUACAUUGAACUCGAAGAAGAAGUCACGAUUGACAUGAGUAUCGAGUUUGAGACAAACAAAGCGCAGCUGCGCCCUGAUCACACCAGUGAAUUGGCACGUGCGGUACGUUUCCUGCGUCAGUAUCCGAACACCAAAGCGGUCAUCGAAGGCCACACGGAUACCGAUGGUGCGGCGUCUUACAACCAGAAUCUGUCAGAGCAGCGAGCCAAAGCGGUUUACGAGUAUCUCGUCAACGAAGCGGGUGUUGAUGCGAGCCGUCUGACCUGGGCUGGCUUCGGAGAGACACGGCCGAUUGCGUCUAACGACACAGCAGCAGGCGCUUGUGAAAGCGCCUAUUACGGUGUGCAGGAGCAGUUUGGUAACCUUAAAAACGACAUUCUGGUCGACCGCGUUGAAGACGCAAUGGAAGCCCAGGAAGAUGCCAAAGAAGAAUUCAAGAGCGCUUUGGAACAGUUUGAGGCUGUUGUUGGUGUACCGGAAUCGCAGCUGAAAACGGUUUACAACCGGCUCAAUGAUGCGUUUGAAGAUGCGGAAGACAAAGCGUCAACCGUAUCUGAACGCAUCGACUCGGUGGAAGACGUUGCUGACGAUUUGUUUGAGGAAUGGGCGGAAGAGUUAGAGCAGAUCUCCAACGCUUCUCUGCGCCGCCAGAGUGCGGAAAAACUGCGUACCUCGAAGCGCCGCUCAUCCGAUCUGAUUAAAGCCAUGCGUCGUGCGGAAUCGCGUAUGGCACCGGUGCUGACCUCUUUUCGAGAUCACGUACUUUUUCUCAAGCACAAUCUCAAUGCACAGGCGGUGGCGUCUCUGCAGGGUGAACUUGGUGGCAUCGAAUCUGACGUCGGGCGCCUGAUCCGCGAUAUGGAAGCCUCCAUUGCCGAAGCGCAGACCAAGCAGGAAGGUCAUAUGAAAACGUUUGCUUGGGUCGUUGUUGUGCUGCUGCUUCUGAUUGGCGGUGCGGUGGCUUGCGUGGCACUUAAUUCUGGUAGCCUGGUUAAAAGUGGGAUCGAAAAAUUCGGUCCCCAGUUUCUCGGUAUUGAGGUUCAGGUCGAUAACGUAGACCUUGCCAUCACGGAAGGUUCGGCGGCAAUCAACGGCUUACGUCUGGGUAAUCCAGCGGGUUUCUCCGGUGCGGACAUGAUGCAGGUUGAUCAGAUCAAAGUUGUGCUGGAUACAAGUCAGAUCAGCGAUACCCUUGUAGUGAUGAAAGAAGUUGUCAUAGACGGCGCAAAUAUUACUGCCAUCGCCAAGGGGCAGCAGACCAACUUUCAACAGCUGAUGGCUAAUCUGGAAUCUGCAACGGGUGGUGAUUCGCAGGCAUCAACGGAUGCUGGGCCUGGAACAAAGUUCAUCAUCGAUAAAUUCAGUUUCACCAACACUCAGGCAGCCUUGGACUCAGAUGUGGUCGGGCAGCUGGCGUUAACUAUUCCAGAUAUACGGCUGCAGAAUAUUGGCCGGAAAAGUAACGGUGUCACCGGAGCGGAACUGGCACAGCAGAUACUGAAACCAUUGACUGCAUCUAUCAGUAAUGAGGCGGUGAAACAGGGGCUGGAUAUCGACGGCGUGAAGCAGAACAUUGAGCAGAGAGUCCGCGAUAAAAUUGGCAGUGGUCUGAAAAGCCUGACCGAUAGCCUGAGUCAGUAA